AUGAUCGAUGCCGUCGAACCUCUGGGGGAACUGGACGUAGCAGGUCUUCUUCCCCAGGGCGGGGUCCAUCAUGAAACACAUCGCCUCCUUCAGCGCCUGGCUGUUGUUGAAGUAAUGGUCACAGUCCACGUUCAGGAGGUAGGCUCCGUUGGUCAGGACGGCGGACACCCGGAUCUGAAUGAACCAAGUAAAAGAUAG
This is a messenger RNA of Spirodela intermedia, 198 nucleotides long. NCBI's taxonomy places the organism in Eukaryota, Viridiplantae, Streptophyta, Magnoliopsida, Alismatales, Araceae. The record is from the annotation of a GenBank genome assembly.